AUGGAUAGCGUUUUAAAAUAACUAACGAAUAAUUUCAAUGAAUUAAUAAGUAGGGAAUAGUUAUUACGAUUUCUUGACUAGAGAUGCACAUAAUUAUUUGACAGAAUAAUCUUUGAAUAAUUAUAUUCGAGAAUGCCAAAAGGCAUGAAUGGAUAUGUUUCAGUAAAUGAUUUUAAACAAAUCGUGCUGCAAGCUUAUUAAACGUUGACUACUAAAAUUGCUCAAUCUUCUACUUUAAUGGAUCAAAAAAGAAAUGAAUUGAAUUCAAUUUCAUAAAAAUUAAAACAAUUAGCGAAUACGGAGAGAUACAAUAAUUACAAUAUUAGUUUACAAAGCACGCUAACGAUUUAAAUAUUAGAUGGAAUAGUGUAGUUUCCUGGAAACUCGUUGGUAUUUAUCAAGAUAGGAUGUGAUGAAAUUAUUUAUCAAACCAAACAUGCUAAUCGAAAUUCGCCUCAAUGGGGUGAUACAUUUACCUUCCCCAUAAGGACUGGUUAAGAAGAGGUAUGGCUUGCAAUUUUGGAUGAAGAAUCAGCCUCAAAUAAAUAAAUAGGAGGGUAAGUUCAAUUGCAAUUGCAGCAAUUUUACGAUUAAAAAGUUCAUGAGGAAGAGCUCAGUCUAAUGGAUCAACAUAACAUUUCAAAGGCAGCAGUUGUGAAGGUUACAGUUCAAUGGAUACAUUCUUAAACAAAAUAUUUGGAGUAGGAGAUCUUGGAGACUCAAUAACAGAUGCAAGAACUUAAAUUCGAUAUUGAUGAGUAUAACAACGAUAUUAAGGCAAUAUUCUAACCAUUUCAAAUAGAAAGUGUUGGAAAUCCGAUUGAGUAAUCAGAUUCGAUUUAGAAGCACUAAUAAAUUGCAAAUUAACUAUACUCGACUCAAUAAAACUAUUCAGUAGAGCCUCCUAAACAGAAUACUGAAAUCACUCCAAACUAAUGGUUAAGAAUAAGUUUGAUACUAACUCUUAUGUUUUUUGUAUCAGCUAUCGCGGAAUCGUUUAUAAGAACAUAAUAUUUGGAUUUUCUAAUUUUAUUUUACAGUUUGUGGUUUUAUAUGAACAAUUCUGAAUUGCACUCUCUAUUACAUAUAAAAAUAAUGGCAUUUAUGUACAUUUUGUCAAUUGUUUAUGAUGGCUUUUGGAUGUUUUUUUAUUUUAAACCUUACUUAAAAAACGAAGUCAAAUUCGAUCAUCAAGAAGACACAUUUCAUUAAUACACUGUAGUACUUUGCAUUUUGAUUCUCAUAGAAAAACUAUUUAUUAUACUCUCUUAUUUUAAUCUGUAUGUAAAAUGUCCAAAUGCAAGAUAGAACAUCUUUGAUGAGUAAUAUGAGAUUUGUUUUGGAUCAUAUUAUCAAUAGAAAUUGGCAGAAAGUCAGAAGUAAGCUCAAUACUCAAGCAAGGUGAUAAGAUAAGGCACUCCGAAUGUCAAGUACAUCUAUCCUAUGCAAUAAUAAUCACAAAGUCAAAGAUAGCGCUAUUCUUUGAGAUAUGUUCAAUGA
Molecule: messenger RNA, 1500 nt
Organism: Paramecium tetraurelia
Lineage: Eukaryota; Ciliophora; Oligohymenophorea; Peniculida; Parameciidae
Exons: 5
Source: RefSeq, a predicted model, not a curated record